Molecule: messenger RNA, 867 nt
Organism: Panicum virgatum (switchgrass)
Lineage: Eukaryota; Viridiplantae; Streptophyta; Magnoliopsida; Poales; Poaceae
Product: probable calcium-binding protein CML9
Exons: 2
Coding region: 218-676 (152 amino acids)
Cellular component (GO): myosin II complex
Molecular function (GO): calcium ion binding
Source: RefSeq, a predicted model, not a curated record
CGCUUUUGUGAUUACUAGGUGCUGCCACUGAAUCGAUUUAAGUUUGGCUAUUCCCUGCCUGACCAAGAAAAAGUGGCUUAUUGCCAGAUCGGAGAUUGGAGAUGGUUUGGCUUUCCCUUUUGACCUGUCGGAAUCGAACCAUAGAAAAACUCUGCACUACUUUCUCGAGAAAAAACAGUUAGCUGGUGUGCUGGGAGAGCGAGCAGCUCGGGCGAACAUGGCGGAGAAGCUGACGCCGGAGCAGGCCGACGAGUGCAAGGAGAUCUUCGACCUGUUCGACGCCGACGAGGACGGUCGCAUCGCCACGGGCGAGCUCGUGACGGCGCUGCGCUCGCUGGGCCAGAACGUGGACGAGGCCGAGGCGCGGCGCUUCCUGGAGGACGCGGGCGUCCCCGCGGGCGCCGCCGCCAUCGACCUCGCGGCGUUCCUGGCCGUGGCGGCGCGCAAGAUGGGCGCCAGGCCGUCGGCGGAGCGCCUCGCCGAGUGCUUCGACGUGUUCGACGACGCCCGCGGCGGGUCCAUCCCCGCGGAGCAGCUGCGGCAGGUGAUGGUGAGCCACGGCGACCGGCUCACGGAGGAGGAGGCCGACGCGAUGCUCCGCGAGGCCGACCCCCGAGGCGAGGGCCGCGUCGACUACAAGGAGUACGUCAGGGUGCUGCUCAGGGACAAGAAAUGAUCCGGUGGCCCGUCGUCCGUCGCCGCCGGUGGCCACGUGCAUGUGAUCGCCGGGGAUCAAGAUUAUUCGGUGUCUGUCUGUCUGUCUGUCUUAACUUCGUCAGUGACUCAGUGUUGAUGAAUUCUGGGUUUUGUACCAGUCGCCACAGGCGAUUACCAUUUCUUCCGGGUAAUCUUGUGUUAAUCAAGCUA